Molecule: messenger RNA, 1756 nt
Organism: Cuscuta campestris
Lineage: Eukaryota; Viridiplantae; Streptophyta; Magnoliopsida; Solanales; Convolvulaceae
Source: the annotation of a GenBank genome assembly
CAUUCAUGCCCCCCAUCAAUUUUAAUUUUAAUUUAAUGCACCCCCCCCAUUCAACAUAUAUUAAUACCGGAGUAUUUCCAUAAUAUAACCCCCCUUUCUUCUUCUUCUUGAUAUCCCCCUCCUCCUCGCCUCGCCACUGUAACGCUCCCUAUCUGAUCGAUCUCCUACGCGCAUUGCUCCCGAAUCCCCAUCUCUCUCUCGGAUCCACUCUGGGUUUCUUUCCGCCAUGGGCAAAGGAGGAGCUCUGAGCGAGGGCGUGGUGAAGAAGAUCUUGAUUUCCUACGCCUAUGUCGCCGUCUGGAUCUUCCUCUCCUUCACUGUCAUCGUCUACAACAAGUACAUCCUCGAUCGCAAGCUCUACAAUUGGCCCUACCCCAUCUCCCUCACCAUGAUCCACAUGUCCUUCUGCUCCUCCCUGGCCUACCUCCUCGUCCGGGUCCUCAAGGUUUUCGAACCCGUCUCCAUGUCCUGGGAUCUCUACCUCAAAUCCGUCGUCCCCAUCGGCCUUCUCUAUUCCCUCUCCCUCUGGCUCUCCAAUUCCGCCUAUAUUUUCCUCUCCGUCUCCUUCAUUCAGAUGCUCAAAGCCCUGAUGCCCGUCGCCGUCUACUCCAUCGGGGUUCUCUUCAAAAAGGAGUCUUUCAAGUCCGAGACCAUGGCCAAUAUGGUCUCGAUCUCCAUCGGGGUUGCCAUCGCCGCCUACGGCGAGGCUAAAUUCGACUCCUGGGGAGUGAUUCUCCAGCUUGGCGCUGUGGCUUUCGAGGCCACCAGGCUGGUCAUGAUCCAGAUUCUUCUCACCUCCAAGGGUAUUACGCUUAAUCCCAUUACAUCUCUCUAUUAUGUGGCUCCCUGUUGCUUGGCUUUCCUGUUUGUGCCUUGGGUUCUGGUCGAGUUCCCCGUUCUCAAGGAGAAUUCCAGUUUCCAUUUGGACUAUUUCAUCUUUGGUACCAAUUCUUUCUGUGCAUUUGCUCUGAACCUCGCCGUUUUCUUGCUCGUGGGAAAGACUUCGGCUUUGACUAUGAAUGUGGCUGGCGUGGUUAAGGACUGGCUGCUGAUUGCCUUCUCCUGGUCUGUGAUUAAGGACACUGUGACCCCUAUCAAUUUGUUGGGAUACGGCCUGGCUUUCUUGGGUGUGGGUUACUACAAUCACUCCAAAUUGCAGGCCCUAAAAGCUAAGGAGGCGCAGAAGAAGACUGCACAGCCCGAUGAGGAGGCUGGCCGGUUGUUAGAGGCAAGGGAUGCUGAAAACGAUAGGAAGAAUGAGUCUCAGGGCUAAGUUAAGAAAUCCUUGCUUCGAUACUUGCAGCUUUGCAGGAUGCUAUAGGAUGAGAAGAAUUGAGAUAAUGAAGAUGAUCCGGUGGGUUUCUGUUCGCCGAGGACUCACACUUCUUAGGUGCCUUAUUUAAUAAUCUCUCUUGUUUUGUUCUUUGCUAUGUGUUUUUUGUCCAUCUAAUAUUUUAGCUAUAAAUCGGUCUCUUUCUUUAUGCGGUCUAUAAUGGAUCUGACUUAUUAUUCGUUGCUUGUAUUGCCACAUCCCAUAUGUGUAUGUGUCUUGAGCAGACUUGAGGCUCACUAUCUCUUUUUCCGAACAUAAUGCAUACGGAGUACUAUUUAUUGUUGUAGCUCUUAAUUUCAUGAGACGGGUUUUCUUCGUGUUCGUUUAUCUUGUUCCAUAUAAAUCACCCUGCCUUAAGCAAUCUCUCGAUUACCAACCCUUGAUUGCAUGGUGCAUACUGUUUAAAAAAGUAUUACUGAAUGG